UCUGUUGGGCGGGGGGGAGCACUGCUGCGACUGUUUUCUUUUAAUUGUGCCAAAUGUCUUGAUUAAUAAGGAUUUACAGUUUUUUCAUGAUAUCUUUAUCUCUUCAAAUAUGAUCCACAGAAAAUGUAGACAACACUAUUUGCUUAAUAAAAGGAGUACCCGCGUGUCUGUGUCUUGAUAUAAUUAAUAAGGGGUGUGGAUUCACUGCCGUCCUCACUGUGUUGAGCAAAAUACCGGUGUAAGGAAAAUGGCGGAAAGCUACGCGUGGAUUUUGGUCCUCGGAGCCGUCCUUUUGUGCAACCUUGUGAAAACGUUUUUGCCGUCAGUCUCUUCCCUUCUGUCGAAGGUCCUUCAGAAGGAUGCUGACCAGGAGACCCAGAUGAGGCUGGAAAUCCAGAGCAUGAAGCAGGAGCUCUCCACCAUCAGCAUGAUGGAUGAGUUUGCCAGAUACGCCAGACUGGAACGGAAGAUCAACAAGAUGACAGACAAACUCAAAACGCAUGUCAAAUCAAGAACUGGUCAGCUGGCAAAAAUAAAAUGGAUGGUUAGCAUUGUCUUCUAUAUUUUACAAGCAGUUCUAAUGAUCUCGUUAAUUUGGAAGUAUUAUGCCGACCCAGUGACUGUACUGCCCAGCAAAUGGAUUGCACCUCUCGAACGUCUAGUGGCUUUUCCAAGUGGAGUAGCAGGUGGAGUUGGAAUAACAUGCUGGCUUGUAGUGUGCAACAAGGUUGUUGCAGUCAUGCUCCAGGCUUUCAGCUGAGAAGAGAGACCAGCUUUCUAUGUAUUGCCCUGUAAUCAAACCCAGUUUCAUCUGUUUUCCCAAAGCUUAAAACUGGGGAUUUGUUUAUGUUGCUGUAUAUAUGGCAACAUGACAGUGAAUGGAUGUCUUUUUUUUAAUUUAUUGUUUCACAUUGACUAUUUGCACUUGUCAGUGUGAUAUUUUACUUCUGGAGAUGCUCUAUUCUAGUCACACCUGGGUUUUAAGUUGAUUGAGUUGAAAGGGUCCCCUGGAUUGAAAACAGUAACCAUAGUCCUCUGCCAAGGGUUGGUCGGAUUUGAACUAAGUUGAGAAAGCCAGGGUAAUCAAAGAUGUUUU
Acipenser ruthenus (sterlet) is the source of this 1096-nucleotide messenger RNA. Its product is annotated as guided entry of tail-anchored proteins factor 1-like. The transcript is spliced from 5 exons. The record is from RefSeq and is a predicted model, not a curated record. Gene Ontology annotation, biological process: tail-anchored membrane protein insertion into ER membrane. NCBI's taxonomy places the organism in Eukaryota, Metazoa, Chordata, Actinopteri, Acipenseriformes, Acipenseridae. The coding region runs from base 248 to 760 and encodes 170 amino acids.